Syngnathus acus (greater pipefish) is the source of this 5687-nucleotide messenger RNA. RefSeq names its product centromere protein F. The transcript has 17 exons. Gene Ontology annotation, biological process: metaphase chromosome alignment; mitotic cell cycle; regulation of G2/M transition of mitotic cell cycle. Gene Ontology annotation, cellular component: chromosome, centromeric region; spindle pole; nucleus. The record is from RefSeq and is a predicted model, not a curated record. The coding region runs from base 255 to 4232 and encodes 1325 amino acids. NCBI's taxonomy places the organism in Eukaryota, Metazoa, Chordata, Actinopteri, Syngnathiformes, Syngnathidae. Gene Ontology annotation, molecular function: microtubule binding; dynein complex binding.
CCUCGUGCCACAACCUCUCUGGCUGCUAUUGUUGGCUUGUCAGCUGCACGCGACGCGGAACGCAUCCAUCUGUUACCUCUUUUUUCUUGUGAAGGAAAACAAUACUAGACAAACGGACGUUACCAACCCUCAAUUUGGACUCGAAAGCUGGGAGUUUGUUUCUACGGCAGAACGCGACGAGGCGUGAAGCUGCCCGCCGGUUGGCGCCCUAUGGUCAACUCCUACAAAAGUGUAUGGCCUAAGCAACGAGUGCGAUGAGCUGGGCCGAGGAGGACUGGACGGCAGGCCUGUCGGGACGGGUUCUGCAAAAGGUGAAGGAGCUGCAGGCCCACCAGGAGCGGCUGUCCAGAGAGAACAAGCAGAAACAGCUGCAACUGGACAACAUCCACCUUAGCCAUGACAAACAAACUGUUAAGUACGAGGAGAUGCGUGGGGAGCUCCACGCGGUGCGCAGGGAGCUCCAGAGUGUCCGGGAGGAAGCCCAAGUGGCCUUGAACGGAGAGCAACGCCUCACCCAGGAGCUUCAGACCAAGCAAGCCCAAGUCUGCUUUUUGGAGGGGCAGCUGGAUGCCGCCCGGACCGUUAACAACAAACUCACCCAGCAAAUUAAAAGACUGGAGGCAGAACUAGAGAAGCUGCAGAAUGGCAGUAGGUCAACGGACAGCACCCCUUUCGCCACGCCCUGCUGGAGUGCAAGCUCGCCAUGGGAACACCACGGGAGCCGCAAGGACGAGAGGAUGGUGCAGAAUGAGGAAAUGCAGAGCUCCCCAUACAUUUGUCGGCUCCAGUUCCCUGACACCCCGUCUACUUCGUUGCCGCGGCUACACAAGACCACACCACGCAGCCACCCAUCCGACCCUUUUUCCACUCCCUUGGCUGCGUUUCCGUGGGAGCGGGACGACCCCAGGCCAGCGGCCAGGCGAGCAUCUCCGUCAUCUCCCCAGACGCCAGUUGCUGACCACCAGUCAAAGCGGGAGGUGCCUGAGAGGGAGAAAGACCUCAGUACACAAGCAGACAUGUCUUUGUCACAAAUGAGACAUCAUGCAUCGUCUCUGGAGCAAGAGCUGAGCGAAAAGACGGAGACGUUGAAAUCACUUCAGGAUGAAGUGGCGCUGGGCAAGAAAAAGAUGGCCGCCACCGAGCUCAGCCUGCAGAGAGCGCACAACGAACUCAGCGGUGCACACACGAGAAUUGCUCAGGAGACCGAACGGGCGUCGGGAGUUGAGCAGAGGCUCAAGCAGCUUCAAGAGGAGCUCAAGUGUCAGCGGCAGAAUGCUGAUAGCAGCCGACUGCAGCACCAACAGCGCACCAAGGAGCUGGACAAGCAACAUCAAAGGGACCUUCUGGAGCUUCAGAAGGAGAAACAGUGUAUGGAGAAACAGCAUCAACAGGAAGUGAAUAAACUCAACCAAGAGCUGCAGCAGGCCAGGACGCUUCACAACGCCCUGCAGGCCCAAGCUGACAAGCUGUCUCAGCAGAAACAAACCCUGGAGAAAGAGUUGGAGUCUCUAAAGGAGAAAGUCAAAUUCACAGAGGCACAGCUGCAGGAGAGUCAGAAAAAAGAGACACAAAUACAAGCAAAACUGAAGGAGGUGAUGCUUGAUGCUGAGUGUGUAGCAGUGAGUCUGGAGCAGAGCAAGAAGAGAGAGCGAGCGCUGGAGGAAGAGGCGGGCAGGCUGGCGGAGGAGAAAGUGGAUGCCCUUCGCCUUCUCAAAGAACUACAAGAACAAAAAGCUUCACCCCUCCCAGAUUGCACACCGCUUGUCCUGGCUUGUGCCAUUGGACAGAACUCCUCAUCCCAACCCUCCUCUCGUCACACUCGGUCGUCCGCGUACACCAAAAGGCCUGCCACCCUCCGAGCUGAGCCGAGUGGAGUGAAACAAGAGGAAGAGGUCCAGCAAAGGGCAGAGAUUUCCGUUUCGUACCCGCCAGACCGAGAGCCCGGAGAAGGCAUUGAUUCUGAGCACAUCAUUGCAGACACCGAAUGUUCCUGUCGAGGAGUAAACUAUGAGGAGAAGGAGUCCUCUUCAUCUAGCAAUGCCCCCGCCGAGGGGAAGAAAGACACAAUCGUUCGCGAAACUCUGAAGUCUGAACAAACGGUUUGCACGGACAACCUCCAGAGGGAGAACGCCUCGCUGCGUUCGGAGCUGGGCGACAUGCGCGAAGCGCUCCAGAAGCAAUUGGACGACCUUGAAGUUCAGCGGUGUGCCGAAGUGGAGACCAGGACGCGUUUGAAACAGCUUAGCCGUAAACACGCCAGCCAGGGUGCCGAGAGGGAGGAGCAGGACAAGCAAUGGAAGGCUCAGUUGGAGAGGGAGAAGAGCGAGAAUGAUAGGUUGAGGAAGACUUUGGCGGCUUUGGAGGAAAGAGAGGAACGAGACGGGACGACGCAGGCACGAGAGGACCGAGAGGCGGAAAUGAUGCAGCUUAACCUCCAGCUGAAGCAGCAGCUUGGGGAAGUGAAAGUCCAACUGGCUUUAGAACGAGAAGGGCGAGAGCGAGACAACAAGGAGCUAACUCAAAUCGCUGCCGCUGAGAGAGAAGCAAACAAACAACUCAUUGUCAGACAGGAUGAACUUACAGCUCAGCUUGCUGAGCUGAAGAGCGGCAAAGAUGAAGAAUCUCUAUGUGAUGCGAAAGUGGUAGCCAGCAGCCCACUGACUUACAUGACUCUCCUCAGUGACGGAUUCGACUCCAACAACAGCGUCUCGGAUAACCAAGUGCCAUCACCGGAGCAGUACGCCCACUUCUGCCAAUCGACCAAUCAGCUCAACACGCCGCCCUCCCAGAACACAACAAUGGCGCCGCAACUCUCAGAGCUGUCACAUGAGGGACAAACUGGGCAAAUUGAGUUGGAAGACACCUCUUCAGAUCAUCUCCGCAAGGACGAGUCAGAGUCCUCCGACCUCACAGAGGAGAUUGAACGACUGAGGCAAGAAAAUGCACAGGAGACGGAACGUGCUAAGCAGCUACAAUUUAAACUGACUGCCCUUCAAAACCAGCUGACCAGUCAGACCAAGCAGCUGACCUUGGGCUUCGAGAAGCAGAGCCAGUACAUCUCAGGACUUCUCACUGAACUACAGGAGAAGGACGGCGCCCUCCUCAGCCAGGGGGAAGAACUGCGACGCUGCAUUCAAGAACUGGACGCACUCAAGGAUGAGGGAAUGGGAAGAAAAGUGGGAAAAAUUUCCACGGUGGAGAAUUGCAUCCUCACACACACAAGCAACUUGGUCGCAAAGAAAGACGCCCUGCCGACUGCGCUCAGUGUGUCGCAUGACAUCACCUCAGAGAAAGGACAAAGUCAUGAUGAGAUCAUCAACCAUCUGCAGACACAGGUGGUGGCGCUGCAGAAGGAGCUAGAGGAACUCACCGAGGUAGCCCGGCAGCAGGCUGAGGAGUUGUCCAUUUGGAAGUUGGCUUCUCAACCCUCUUCCGCGUUGGAUCAUGUCCUUCCCAGCCGAUAUGAAACGCCAACACAGCGCAGCGUCAAGGACCAUAGUGCAGCGUUGGUCAUCAGAGAGGAUGAGGUGUUGCUCUCUUGCGUCUCCAACAGGCUGCAAGGUCGCAUGCUCUGCAACAGCGUGCACCAGAACAACAUGCAAGUGAUGAGCAUCCUGCAGGCCCCAGCUGACAUGAACACGCCGUCAGAUAAGGACACCCAGCUGUCAGGACCAAAUCGGAGCCCACACAAGUUUUCCGACCAAGAAACGGGCCAGGACCACGUCAGCAAAGUUCCCGCACAAACUUCAGAUGGCAGCUGGACGGCGAGCAAACACUUGAGCCCAAGCACCAACUGCUCGGCCACAAGUGUCAGCACUCAAACUGAGCAUCUGCGCUCGGGUGCCACCGAGGAGCUACCUGAGCGCCACUGCGCGCACACGCAGACCGUCACUGAGAAAAAAGAUUCAGAUGACGUUUCACCCCACCAACCACAAGCCGCGCCAUCUGCAGGCCGAGAGACGGGAGACAAAAUCCUCUUUUCCACUUCCUUCCCCAUCCCGGCCGACCCAGUGCGUCUGGCCGAACGGAUACGACGAAACAGGAUGCAGCUGUCUGCCGCUUUUGACGACACCGAAUAUGAACCCUACGGUCUCCCGGAAGUUGUCAUGAAAGGUUUUGCAGAUAUCCCCACUGGGGCCUCGUGCCCCUACAUUGUGAGGCGGGGCUUGUUAGGGACCGCUGUUGUGCCCGUCAAUCAGAAGGAGGCCAUCCCGGAGGACGAGACGGAUUGAUCACAGGUAUUCUACUUUUCAGGUGGAAGAAAAUAAUAUUCCCCUAGAACAGAACCAUUUACUGUACAUUUCACGAUAAGAACAAAAGACCUUCCAAACUUUUUUUUUUUUUUUUUGAAGAGCAUAAAGAAUUUAUGCCUCCAACUCUCACUGCAAAUGUCAGCAUGUGUUGCUACUCUCGCUCAUGAUCAAAUAGAACUUGCUUCAAGGUUUUUAAUUAGCGUGACAUCAAUGGCUUUUUUUUCUUCAUUAGCCUGCUUUUGGCAGUUAUGUGUUAACGUAAAGCUAACAGAAAAGUCAUUUCGUUUUGGUUGAUGCGUAACGUUGAGUUCUUUGGGGUGUUUUGGUUAUUGUUGUUUUUUUACAGUAAACUAGGAGUGACAGAUUAUGGCGCUACCACUAUAUAGUGCUAGUAGCAACAAAAAAAAAAAAAAAGGCUGACCAACGCCUCAUACCUCGAAUAAUUAUGUAAAGAAAUAAUGAUUUUCAGAGCUGGUGCAUGGUCACGUGUGCAUUGGGGUGGUGGAAAUGAUCCCUAGUGAUGGACGCAGAGCGUGGUGGGCUUGAACACAUGCACAUCUACACUUUCGCUUUGCACCUGAUGCUUUGCUCAUUGUUACUUCUGGCCCCCCAAAAAAAAGCAAAGAGACUAUUUAGGCUUCACUAAUUUCAUGAACUUGUGGUGUGAAGACACAGUGAAGCAGAGGCUUGGGUUUUUUGUUGGUUUUUUUUGCAAGAGAUAACUUGUUUUUUUUCUUCAAGGUCAAAGGGUCCGGUUGUAAAAUGUGAAAUUUGUGCUGUUUAUUUUCACAUGUAGCUUAUUUAUAGACACGUGAAUGUGUUUUAGUGAAGGGCAGGUGUUUAGGUAAACGCCUUUUGUGAAAGUAUAACGUCUGUGUAGGAGGUUAGCUAUGUUUUUAAACACGUCUUCUUGUGGACAGUGUGUAUGUGUGUGAUGUAGUCGAGAGCCAGUCAACGGCUAACCUGCUUUCCGCUCCAUGUAUGGUGAUGUACACCAAGCCAGCGUGCCUCUGGCGCUUUUCUUUCGAUGCACUUGUCGGUCCGACCUGUUGUUCCAGAAAGCCAACUCUGUGUUUUAUUAGCACGAGCUGCUCCAUAUAAUCAGAUAUGUCGUGUUGGAACUUGGAAGACUUUGAAUGUUGUCCAAGUUUAGUGUGCUCGCCUUUAAGCCCUGACCAUUUAGAUGCUGCUGCUGUGGUUUCAGUUUAAAGAAAGGAUUUUGUUUGUAAAGGUGGAUUGCACUGUUACUGCGUUGACUUUGUCAUGUCGAUGCACGCACACACGGGUAGACACGUUUCCCAUUCACCUAUACGUAUGUGUGAUGCAUUGCUUUUUUUUUUUGUCAGUGAGCAAGGCAUCUGUUUGUUUAUCUUGUUCACUCCCAAUGUGAAUAUACUGCAAAUUAAAAGUUUCAGUAUGUGAUUGCUGAACUCA